AUGUCGGGCAAAAAAAUCGAGCAGUGGGAAGUUGAGCGAUAUUGGGAGAUCUUCUCCUCGCUGGCUGGCGGCCAACCCCGUCUGAACAACUCCCAGGCCGCCUCCGUGCUCAGGAACAGCCGGCUUCGCGACGACCAGCUGGAGAAGGUCUGGGAUUUGGCCGAUCUGGACGGUGAUGGCGAGCUGGACUUUGAGGAAUUCUGUGUUGCCAUGCGAUUAGUCUUUGAUCUGGUCAAUGGGGAAUUACCGCAAGUCCCUAACACACUUCCCGAUUGGCUCGUUCCUGAAUCCAAAUCUCAUCUUGUCCACGCUACUCGUGCUCUGAGCGGCGGCCAAGAGCAGUUUGAGCACAUCGAGGAUGAAGACCUCACUCCCGGAUUGAAAGACGGAUUCGAUUGGUAUAUGAACCCGGGAGACAAGUCCAAAUACGAAGAUAUAUACUCUGCCAAUAAGAACCAACGCGGUGAAAUUGCCUUCGGGUCGCUGGAACCGCUUUAUGAGUCCCUUGAUGUACCAGACACUGACGUCCGCUCGGCCUGGAACCUGGUAAACCCAUCUGCUGCGCCUGAAAUCAACAAAGACGCAACACUCGCCUUUCUCCACAUCCUGAACUACCGCCACGAGGGCUACCGCAUCCCCCGCACAAUCCCCGCUUCGCUGCGAGCCUCAUUCGAGAACAAACAAAUAGACUACCAGCUUGACAGUGCACGGCCAGCACAAAGAUGGGGCGCAAAUGGAGAGACGGAGACUUCAACAGGUCGCAAGGGCAAGUUCGGUGAUACAUACCUGAGCCGACUCGGUGUCUCCGGCAAGACGUCCUACACUCCAAAGGGCACGGACUUUAGCGACACAAUCCAGGAUGAGGAGUGGGAGAAGGUGCGCCUGCGACGUGAACUCUCAGAAUUAGACGCCAAGCUGCAGUCCGCGAACAAGGCUGUGGAUGACCGAAAGUCAGGCCACCGAGGCGAUGGUCGGCCAAACUGGGUUCUCAUUAAAAAGGAGGCCCUUCAGCUUCUGGAAUAUAAGGAGCGAGAGCUCCGUGACUUGCGUGAAGGUACAGGGCGGUCUAAAGCAGGUGGUGAUGUUGAGCGUCUCAGUGAGGAUGUCCGAACAGUCGGCGAGCAGGUUGAAGGAUUGAAGACUCACCUCAUUCAACGGAAAGGGGUCCUUGAAGAUCUGCGAAGAGAGGUUGAAGAUGAGCGGUCAUCUCGAUAG
Messenger RNA from Aspergillus puulaauensis, 1215 nucleotides. It is a transcript of the gene end3, whose product is annotated as cytoskeletal adaptor protein SagA. The record is from RefSeq and is a predicted model, not a curated record. The coding region runs from base 1 to 1215 and encodes 404 amino acids. Gene Ontology annotation, cellular component: plasma membrane; mating projection tip; actin cortical patch. The transcript has 3 exons. Gene Ontology annotation, molecular function: protein binding; calcium ion binding. NCBI's taxonomy places the organism in Eukaryota, Fungi, Ascomycota, Eurotiomycetes, Eurotiales, Aspergillaceae. Gene Ontology annotation, biological process: actin cortical patch assembly; actin filament organization; endocytosis.